GUUUCUUACUAGUCGGUCGGGUUGCUGAUUCAACAUGGGCAGGCUGGAACGUGAGACGGGUAAUUAAGCAAAGGGAUUUUUUUGCGAAGACGCUCAUCUAUUAAAACAGCUGAAACACCUGAAGCAUAGCUUCAUUUCCACUGUCCAGAAAACUGAAAUAAUGGAGAAGAAGAUACAGAGAACUACAAUUGUUCUGCUGAAGCUUCUUUUCAUUUUGAUUCUAGUAUGGCUCACAUUACCACUUGCAAUGGCUGCAUCAUUGGCAAAGCCAGUAUGUCAACGGAACUGCGGUAGUGUUAACUUCUACUUCCCGUUUGGAAUUGGAGAAGGUUGUUAUAUGAACAAGAGUUUUGAGGUAGUUUGCAACGACUCUUUUACACCUCCAAAGCCUUUCUUAGCCAGCAUCAACAUGGAACUUCUGGCAUCAUAUGAUGACGGAGUUUUAGUCAACAAUCCAGUAAUUCAUUCCGAUUGCAGCGACGAAGUCUCUGCCAACAGAGGGGUUAACAUGUCAGGCACUGGUUUUUUCUAUUCUAAUGACGCGAAUAGAUUCACAGCCACAGGUUGCGACAAUUAUGCCAUGCUUGUUCAGGAUGGUAAAACAGUUGGAGGGUGCUUGUCGAUUUGUCGCAAUGAAACUAAUACUACAAGGGGGUGCUAUGGCCUCAAUUGUUGCCAGGCCACCAUUCCUCCCAAUGUCCAGUCUUUUGAAGCAAAUAUGACAAACCCAAGUGGUGAGGUUGAUUGCAUAGGACGUAAGUCCGCCUUCAUGGUUUUCCAAGAUUCGUUUGAAUCAAGAAGCCUUGAUGAAGUUCUCCAAAGGGAUAAUGUCCCUGCAAUGAUAGAAUGGGCAAGAUUUCAAGGGAAUUGCGAUCUAAGCGAAACUAUAACCCCGUACAUCAAUUGUACCUCAGACUCCAAGUAUUGCUGGGCGCAGAUAAGCACAAAGCAAUUGUGUAUUUGCAGAAAUUGUCGAGAUGACCGCAAAUGCACAUCUGGACGGAGCUACAACUGUGAUCUGUUUUGUAUGCAUCCCCCGGGAGGCUACGACUGCUCUUGUCCAACUGAGAAUUAUGAAAAAAUUUCCAACAUUUGUUACCCAUCACAUCUCUUUUCAAACCAAAAAUCCCGGGCCAAGAUCAUCAUUAUAGGCUGUGCAUCAGGUCUUGGAUUACUGUUCUUUCUAAUUGGCUUAUGGUUGUUGUACAAGUUAAUAAUGAGAAGACGGGCAAUGAAACUCAAGCAAAAGUUUUUCAGAAGGAACGGUGGGCUAUUAUUCCAACAACAACUCUCCUCUGAGGGAAACAAUGUUGAUCAAACAAGAUUAUUUGCUAGCAACGAAUUGGAGAAUGCAACUGACCACUAUCAUGUGAAUAGAAUCCUUGGUCAAGGAGGUCAAGGAACAGUUUACAAAGGAAUGUUGACGGAUGGGAGAGUUGUUGCAAUUAAGAAAUCCAAAGUAGUAGAUGAAGACAAGCUUGAGCAAUUUAUCAAUGAGGUGUUAAUUUUAUCACAAAUCAACCAUUGAAAUAUUGUGAAGCUACUUGGAUGUUGUUUGGAGACAGAAGUUCCUCUACUUGUUUAUGAGUUCAUCCCUAAUGGAACACUCUUCCAAUAUAUACAUAAUCAAAAUGAAGAGUUUCCAGUUACAUGGGAAAUGCGUUUGCGCAUUGCCACAGAAGUUGCGGAUGCUUUAUCCUAUUUGCAUUCAGCAGCUUCCAUACCCAUUUAUCAUAGAGAUAUCAAGUCAUCCAAUAUUCUCUUGGAUGAUAAGUUUAGAGCAAAAGUGGCAGACUUUGGCACCUCAAAAUCAAUUUCAAUUGAUCAAACACAUGUGACCACUCGAGUACAAGGAACUUUUGGAUAUUUAGAUCCAGAGUAUUUCCAAUCAAGCCAAUUUACAGAGAAAAGAGUAGUUCUUGUUGAGCUUUUAACAGGACAAAAACCAAUUACUUCAACAAGAUCUGUUGAAGCGAGAAGUUUAGCUGCAUACUUUCUGGAUUCAAUGGAAGCAAAUCAUUUGUUUGAAAUUGUUGAUGCUCGAGUUCUCAAGGACGGUGGGAAAGAAGAAAUCAUUGCAGUUGCUAAGCUCGCUAAAAGAUGUUUGGACUUGAGUGGUAAGAAGAGACCUACCAUGAAGACAGUGGCAAUGGAGUUAGAGGGAAUUAGAGCCUCUCAAGGAUUUUCUUCGACCAUUGAGCAAGAUUAUGAAGAGGUUGAUUGUUCUGUUGGUGACUAUACUGGGCCAUGGGAAGUUGCUUCAUCUUCAACUGGAUCGCUGAAUAGGAGUAUCCCUAGCCGUUCAGAUUUGCAACCAAAAAUUUCUAAUAACGCGUUACCAUAAACACAUAACAAUGAUUAUCAGCCUCUGAGCAACAUUUGACUCCUCUGGUCUUUACUCCUUUAUGGAUGUCCCAUAUCCCAUGUCGGCCUCACCACACUUUUUGCGGCAAGUUAAUUACUAGGAGAGUAAAGGAGGCUCUUUACUGUAACUUCCUGUGUCAGUCUCUCCUAAGCAUUGCACUCCUUAGGCUCAGUUUUAUCUGAAAUCUCAUUAACUAAAUAAUUGUUUUGUUUAAGUUAAGUUUUAUUUAUUUGUUUGUUUGUAUAUUUAAUAAACUAGAUUGGAAUUUCUUCACAUUUUGUUUGAAGUAUAUGAAUGGUGAAAUAUGAAAUUUAUUUCAUUUGCAUA
Molecule: messenger RNA, 2692 nt
Organism: Hevea brasiliensis (rubber tree)
Lineage: Eukaryota; Viridiplantae; Streptophyta; Magnoliopsida; Malpighiales; Euphorbiaceae
Product: wall-associated receptor kinase-like 2
Biological process (GO): protein phosphorylation; cell surface receptor signaling pathway
Cellular component (GO): plasma membrane
Molecular function (GO): protein serine/threonine kinase activity; ATP binding
Source: RefSeq, a predicted model, not a curated record